Molecule: messenger RNA, 591 nt
Organism: Acanthoscelides obtectus
Lineage: Eukaryota; Metazoa; Arthropoda; Insecta; Coleoptera; Chrysomelidae
Source: the annotation of a GenBank genome assembly
AUGCAAUUAUGGUCCUCUUUUACUGUUUGGCUCUUUAUACUUAUACUUUUCUGGCUUUGGGGUCAUAGACAUUUUAUUCAUAUUCUUGACUCUAAAAUUAUUACUCCAGUCCUUUUUCUUUCAUUGUACUAUUUUAGAGCACUUGAAAUCAUUUACGAUAAAGGACAGAAGGUCAGUGAUAUACUAGCAGAGCAACAAUCUGCAAGAGAUGCUUCAACCUCUGGAGGUGGACUACGAUUCACUAAUGCAAUAGUAUUGUGGCUGCAGUGCGUUCAAGAUGUUUUAGAUGACAGGUUGAAUAAGCGGGUUGAUUCAAUGAUGGAACAAGGUCUUGUGAAUGAACUGUUAGAAUUCCAUCAUAAAUACAAUCAAGAGAGGCUAAAUACUAAUGUUGAUCCAGAUUAUACUAAAGGAAUAUAUCAAGCAAUAGGAUUUAAAGAGUUUCACAACUACUUAAUGUUAAGUAAUAAAGAGCAAUGUUCAUCUGAAGGAAAAUCUGAAUCAUCUAAAGCUGUUGAACAAUUGAAGCUAGUGACCAGAAGAUUUGCCAGGAAACAAAAGAGAUGGCAAUCUGAAGAAUUUAGAUUGUAG